AUGUCACAUCAUUAUUCACCUAAGUCAAGUGUAAUCUCCGGUCCCGGUGGGGGUACUCGAUCUGCGAGUGACGUAUGCGAUAACACUGAACCGUUCAGUUACGGGAAUGGUGAUUCCCGCCGAGACCAUGUCCGCUUUGCCGCUGAACUGGGCAGCGCCGUUGAAGAAACUGUUACAUCAAUUGUAACAAGACAUGGCGGUUCUGGUGUUGACAAGAGCCUUGCCUGGGAAACCAUCCAGAGUCUCGCAAGGUCCAAGCUUGAUGGACUCACAGGCAACCUGAUAGCACAAGGGACCCAAGGCUUUUACACUUCUAAUAACUUUGUAUCUGCAGCUGGCGCCUCGCUUUUCUCUCCUGAAAAUGCCGACUUUAUGAACCACGAUGUCCCAUUCAUGACAGACUUGGGCGCAUUCUUCCCUGAUGAUCAGCCUCUUGGCCUCGAAGAUUUUCAGACUCUGGAAGUUCCAGACUUCGGACAUGCCAUCUAUGAUGAUGGACCCUUUUCACAGAUGCCCAUUUCAACUCCCUCGUCCGGAACUAUUACUCUCCCGGCUAAUAGUCCAUCCUUACAAGAUCCGUGGCCUGAUGGAAUUUCCGUUGAGUCUUCUGCGACGGGAAGUACACACACUAUCACAACUAGUCCAGCCCCUAGACACCAUGUUGUAGCGCCUCAACACGCGGGACAAGGACUCGCGAUUCCUCAAGCACGUCACGAUGGUUCUAGGCCCCAGAGAAGCUUUAGACCUCCUUCCAAGCGUUCUGUAGCCCAAGCCGAUCGCUUAGCGCAAAGUAACACCGCAAAACUAUCAGAUAAGCGCUCUAGGCUUGGAAGACCUUGUCAACGACCUAGUUGUGUUCGUUGUAAAAUUCAGAAAAGAAAAUGCCAUGGAAACGCAAAGGCUUGCGAGUCUUGUCUGUCAUCUAGGUAUCGGGAUCUCUGUGUUCCCGCAGAUUUCAAAGGGUUGCGAACUCUACUUCAUAGCUUGUACCAAACACGUAUCCAAUCUUUACUCGACAAUGUCGCUGGAUGGUUCCCGAUAGAGCCUUCUAAUACAGUAACUAUCGAAAUCUCAAAUGGAUUUAUACCAACGUUACAAGUGACAUUGAAGCCGUACAUCCCCUUCAACCGGGAUGCUCUAACUCAUGUCCUGUUUCGCGGGACUGAAGCUGGCAUGAUAACUCCGCGGGCUGAAAGCACGGCGUAUUCUUUGGAAGACGGUACUCUCAACCCGGAGAAGAUUGACACCUAUUGUGAUAGUCUUGCAUUCGAUCUAGCACUGAACGAAGGAAGACAAACAGCGGACAGGAAUAGACUGGCAAGCCAUAUUCUUAUGUUUGCUACUACACAAUGUGCAGAGCUUCAAGAAGUAUCGAGCAUCGAAGGGAUCGACUUGGUACAGCUUGCCCUGCGAUUUUGGGCCAUGCAGGCUGUGUUUUUCAAGUUUCCCUGGACGAUAGAGAAAGGUGCUUCAAAGAUCGGCAUGCGGCCCCUGGAUAUCCCUGGAUGCUGGUUUGGAAAGACGCUACUCCCGCGACUUGUCAACCAACAGCUCGACAGGGCCUUCGAGAUCCGUAUGGAUGAACUGGAGCGAGAGAUCCUUGAACGGCUUCAAGAGAUGAUCCUCUGCCGUGACCGAAGCACGUACUGGUUUGCCAUAUUCCUAACAACAUUUAUACUAUUACAUAGUCUGGAGAAAGACUCAUGGAACAUGCACGCGUGGGAGUACGAGAAGAACCGUGAAGGGGGAACUCGCUGGCCUCUGCGAAGAGAUCCGUGUGAUUACUAUGGCCAGAACAAACAUAUCGCGGAUACACUGACAACAUAUUUCCGUAUUGUGACGAAUGGGCAUGCGCCGUUUACCUUGGACUGGACAAAGGCUUCAAAUAAAGGACUUCUGGGUGAGAGUUUGCAUACUCGAUCACUGAUUGAGGGCAUUCAGGAGGAUCUUCAGAGUCCCCAGUCCACCUACAGGGGGGAGCUGGACGUCGCAAAUGAGUUCCGAAGAGAUGAUGUUGAGAGCUUGAACUAUCACUACACCAAGAGAUUAAUUUUGGGUUAG
This is a messenger RNA of Fusarium tjaetaba, 2061 nucleotides long. RefSeq lists its product as uncharacterized. The record is from RefSeq and is a predicted model, not a curated record. Gene Ontology annotation, molecular function: zinc ion binding; DNA-binding transcription factor activity, RNA polymerase II-specific. NCBI's taxonomy places the organism in Eukaryota, Fungi, Ascomycota, Sordariomycetes, Hypocreales, Nectriaceae. The coding region runs from base 1 to 2061 and encodes 686 amino acids. Gene Ontology annotation, biological process: regulation of DNA-templated transcription. The transcript has 6 exons.